UGAUACAUUCUUUUUUAGGUCAUUUCGCGAAACCACAAGGAAUUAUCAACAUCCUUUAAUUUGGCUCAAGUUUUGUUAUACAGCUUAAUUAUCUUGACUAUCUCAACAUGCAUUACUAGAUUAAAUUAAAUGAAAUUUAUACAACCACUGACACCGACUAAAAAAGCGUUAAUUGAUAAAAAUUGUUUGACAUUUGGCGGGAUGACACGUCAGGGAAAAAUAUAAACAAAAAGUGAAGUUCAAUUAUACAAAUAUGGCAGUGUGGUUAAAGGUAACACUGCUGUUGAUUUACUUGGCUGUCCUGUUUACUCUUGCACGAAUUCUGGAGGCUGUGGCAUGUUAUGAGCAAGGGCAAAUUUCUCGUAGACUUCUUGACCCUAUGACUUUAUCAGUGCUGAAAUUGAAGGCUCUUCUGGAACAGAGAGGAGUGAGUUAUGAUAAUAUGGUAGAGAAAACAGAAUUGACAGAGCUAGUGGAUGCAACAGGGGCAGUAACUGAUGAAGAACUUGAGUCCACCACUGUUAAUGUUGAUGACGACAUGCAGAUUACAAACUAUACCAGCGAUAUUGACUUCUAUGAACAGGUUGAAGAUGCCAAGGACAGUAUGUGGCUUGUAGAAAUAAUAACUGACAACGGUCCUAUCUUGUCAGACACAAGCUGGCACCUGAUUCGUAAUAAAAUUGGAAAGUUUGGGGUUCGACUCGGAAGAUUUGACUGUCAAAGACAUACAAGGCUGUGUACCAGGAAAGGUUGGUUUACGUCCAGACUUGUCCUUGCCCUUCCAGAAAACUACAGAAGUAAAGCUAAUGUAGCUCUGUACACCUACCCAGGACCUGUCAGAACUAAUUCACUGUUUGAUUGGAUCAAGACUAAAGUUAAUGAACAGACUUCUGUCAUCGAGGAUCCUCAGAAACUUCACGAUGAAUGGCUUACUUUCGAAUCCUCACUAAAUCCAGACGUCCGGGUAGUAUUUGUUUCGACUUUAUCGAGCGUCCCAUUAUUUCUUUCGGCACUAAGUGUAAAAUUUCCAGGUCGUGUUAAAAUAGGUAGUGUCAAAAUGAACUCUGCAAAAGGGAAAGUAUUGGCUUCCAAGCUUGAUGUUAAGAACUCGCCAUCGUAUGUUGUGUUAACUCAGGACAGGAAAUACAUUUAUGGUCAAAAAAGGGCAGAGGUUAUGACCUUUCGAGCAAUGGAGAUGUUUUUAAAAUCUGUAUAUCCUAGUAUCAAUGAUAUCUUUAUAAUAAGUUUUAUUUGCACAAAUAUUGCCAGCUUCUUUGAAUUAACUUUAGCUAGUGGUGGAUGGGUCAGAAGAUUUAUAAAAUUAAUCAUAUGUGUAUUCAAGUACAAUCUAAUCUUGUUUUUGGUUUGGAUAUGUGUUUUGGCACUUCUACAAAUACCUUUCUGUUCAAGAUUAUCUCUCUUUGCUUUAAAGCUUUUGAGAUAUUGUACUUUAACAUCAUUCUUUUCCGAUGUACGCAAGGAUAUUCUAUAUUAUUCUACUCAUAAGAUUAGUCCUUUUAUGGUCCUUAUGACUAUGAGUUUAAGCGUUUUGUUUGUUAAAUUGAGAUAUUUCACUAGCGCGGAUGAUGAUGACGAAGAUGAAGGCGACUGGUGGAAUUUCUCAAACUUGCGUACUUUAAACUAUCAUAACGGCUGGGAAAUGAUGCGGUUAAGACCUUUUGAUCAGAUCUUUAACCCUUCUUUUGGUGGGCCAAGUAUAACGGAUGAUUUUGAGGCUUGUCAGACAGUUAAUUCUAACGAGUAUAUAAAAUUACUACCAGUAUGGGUGUAUCGGGACUUUGAUAGUAGGUGUGAGUGUAUGGCCAGUAAAGAUGGAUAUAUCACGCAUGAUAGUGAGCAUGUAGAUAACUUUGAUGACGACAAAGAAGAACCCUUCUUACAAGAUGCUCAGUUUCUUGAAUCUGAUAAAUAUUAUGGAUGCCAGUGUGGAAGAUCGCAGAGAAAUCCAAUAAGAAAUGAUAAUCAAAGUUAUGUCCCUUCACAAACAUCAAGUGCCAAUCUUGAAGCUCCCAGUUUAGGCGGUACAUUUGAUUUGCCGUGGGAUGGUUCUCCGAAAAUAAAGUCAAAAAUCAAGAAAAUUGAAAAUUUGAACAGAUGCCAGUUUAAACCUCCUGGUUAUCUAGAAGGAACGCAAUGUGUGAUUUGUCUCGAUCACUUUUCAAGUCAUACACUUUUACGAGGUUUGCCAUGUCGCCAUGUAUUUCACGAUAAAUGUAUCUUAACUUGGUUACUAAGAGAGAAUCACUUUUGUCCUGUAUGUAGAUGGCCCUCCUUCCAAUCAAAAGAUCAGGACUUUGUUAAUGAUCUACACAGUGAAUAAUAUUCCAAAAUAAUACCUCCUGAAUAACAUAAAAAUUCACAUCUUCAUUUCUUGCACAUAGAGCUGCAUAGAGAAUAGCAUCUAUUAAAUUUUAAUUCAUGGGUGUUUUCCUUGACUUUUUUAAUGUCAAUAUUUUUUGACAUGUUUAUAUAAACAACAGCCUAACAUACUUCAUAUAUGUCUAUCUAUGACUUUGGUAAAAUGUUAGUAAUUACUAGAUAGAACAUAAUAUUAAAAUAUUAUUUGAAAAGACCUCUGUUGCCAAGUGUUUAAGGUCUUGAACUAGGAAACUUAACACGCCUUACUGUUGACUUUAAUCAAUUAAGACUUGAUUACUUUGAAACAUAUUAGGCAAAAAAGGACACUGUGAAACUAGAUUUUAGUUGUUUCUAGCCUGAUGCCUGUUUGUUGAUUUGUGAAGAGACACUUUACUGAUGCUAUCUUAGGAUAUUUUUCUACUUCCAAAGGAAAAUUGGCAUAUUAUUUAACAGUGUGCCCAAAGAAAAAGAUGUUGAUGUUGUAUCAGAUACUUAAUAUUGUAAUGAAUUCAUUUCAUUUAGAUGUUAAGGGAAGGAAUUUUUGUUGGUUUAAACAAUAUUUAUUUCUUCUUUAAUAUUUACAGACUAAAUUACAAUAUAUAAAUUGCAUUCAUUGCAACAGUAUCACCGUAUUAAAGCGCUAAUUUAUCUCUCUCUUGGCAAAAAAAAAUCUUUAUGGUGAUACAUCAGUUUUGAAUUGUAAUCUGAAAAACUGUUGUUGAAAGAUUCAAGAUUAAGCUUUACUAAUCUGGUAAAAUUAUUGUUUGCAUAAUAUAAUGUGUAUCUGAUCAAACAUAAAGUUGAUCUAAAUAAGUUUUAAAACCAAAAUAUCACUGAUUUUUGACAAGUGCUUUGAAGAAUUUAAUAAUGUUUGACAAUUUUUAUGUUUAAAGCUAAACACUUGAUGUUUUAAAUUAAAGGUGUAGAUUUUAUAUGCAGAACGUUGUCAUGCUGUAUUUGUUGCUAAGCAAGCUUUCUGUAUAUACAUGUACAUGUAAAUGUUCAGUAUAUAGUCUGUUGUGCCUGAAAUAAUGCACGGAAGGGCACUUGAGGUCUUCCUCCACCAGUAAAGCUGGAACGUCGCGAUAUGACCUAUAUUGUGUCAAUGAGAUGUAAAACCCCCCCAAAAAAAGAUAUAUAUAGUCUGUUCUUUUUAGACCAGUUAUCCUAAUAUACAAGGAUACAGUAUAUCAAAUCUUCCAAGAAAAAUCAAAAGCAUAAAUACUUAAAGAAUAUUUUUACAGAUACAUUUGCUACUAGUAUUGUUUACCAUAAUAUUUGUUUUCACUAAGACAAACUUACCUGAGCAAAGAGAAAACCAAUAAAAAUCAAACAUUUUUAAAGAUGAAGAUGUUUACAAUUCCCAAGUAUAUAUAUAAAUGAGUGCUAUUUUUAACAUAAUAACAUGCGCAACAAUGUAGAUUUCAUUUUAAAGUCUUAUUAACUUUGGGUAUAAUUUCAAGGACUUGACAUGAAUAUUGAAAAUAUUAAUAAAAAACAACAAAAUAUGUUAUUGGUAAUUAUUAUGUAAAAAUGUAUGCUGAUAAUAAAUAGCUUAGAUUGUACUUGAAUUAUAUUUUAAGGUGUAAAAGAAAAUGAUGUGAAAAUUUUGCUUGAAACUAUUGAAUUGAUUUAAUUAUCUAAUAAGCAUAUAAACGAUUAUAUAACCCCCAUUCUCCACAUUUUUCUUUCUUUAUAUAAUAGUGGGUUCUGUAAACAAAUAUGUGUUACCCAAUAGACAAGUAAAAAAAGAAGGGAAUUCUAACUGUUUGUUAAACUACUCACAAAGUAGUAUGAGCUACAUGGAGUUACAUGUCUUUAAAACAGUAAAAAAAUUGCCAUGGGAACAUUACAGACUCGCUUUAAUUAUAUUUUUAUUUUGUUUUGAUGUACGAGUAUUAAUAGAUUGUUUUUUUAAUUAUUGAGCAAUCUGCAGUGUUUUGUGUGUACACAGAGUAUACUGGUUCUGUUGUUUUUUUGUUUUCUUUUAAGUGUACAUAUAUUGUAUAUUUCUUAAACUUGUUAUUAAAUAAUUCUGUUUUUUUCAGUAUAGUAAAUUCAGAAUAUUUCUUUUUUUCUAUACAGUAUUCUCAUAUUUGUUUUCUACACAAGAUACUUAUUGUGUACUUUUUUAACUACAAAGUACACCAGUUUUUAUAGGCAUUUAGUUAAUAUAUUUCUGGAAAAGAAAUGUAGUCUCUAAUGAUUUUAGGUGAUCAUAAAUUGUUGUAAAUAAAUUGUUAUUGUUUGUUCAUUUUGUUAAAGUGACAUUAGAUCUGAUCUUACAUGUUUUUGUAUAAGUUUUAAAGCCUCUAUCUAUUUCAACUUUAAAACAUGUUGUUAGUACUAGUUAAUAAAAUAUAUAAAAUAUUAUAAGAUAUAGUAUACACAAUGCUUUCUCGUAACAUUGUUUUAUUAAUAUUUACUCCUAAAGUGCUGACAUUUUAGAUGUAAUAUAAGUCAAAUUUUGAUUGAGAUUUUAUGUGAGCAUAUUAUGGAGAUCUUUAAAGCCAAAUGAUUGAGGUCACUGACUUCAUGUUAUAUAAAUGUGCUCUCUUGUGGGUUUAAAUCCCACUUUGCCAUGAUUUAUGUUGAGGUUUUAGACUCUAAGAAUGCUAUCCAGCAAGUUUUCAAAAGUCAGAUGGUCAUAAGGGACUCUUUUGUCUGUAUCAUAUAUGAUGAAAAGAAUGAAAAUAAUUAUAAUACUAAUAUGUUACUGUUUUUUUUUUAAAUUAGCUGUUGAUUAGAGGUUUAAUAACAGUUUUACUAUUCAUUUGUUUUUGUUAGAAUUAUACAUGUACUAUUUAGAAUAUGGCAAGGGAAAAGAAAGUUGUUGCCCUUUGUGUAAUUAUUUCUUUUACAUGUGCUUUAUGUCCUGAACAUUGUUAAUUAUUCUGUUUACAUGAAAUACAUGCAUGGUAUGCGUCAUAUACAUGCAACAAUAAAAGAUAAAAAACUUUGUGAAAAUGUCAAA
Ruditapes philippinarum (Manila clam) is the source of this 5353-nucleotide messenger RNA. Its product is annotated as E3 ubiquitin-protein ligase RNF103-like. Gene Ontology annotation, biological process: protein ubiquitination. The transcript has 5 exons. The record is from RefSeq and is a predicted model, not a curated record. Gene Ontology annotation, cellular component: endoplasmic reticulum. NCBI's taxonomy places the organism in Eukaryota, Metazoa, Mollusca, Bivalvia, Venerida, Veneridae. Gene Ontology annotation, molecular function: ubiquitin-protein transferase activity. The coding region runs from base 254 to 2341 and encodes 695 amino acids.